CUUUGUAGAGAGAGUAAGGCAGGCGGAGGAAGAAGGCGGAGCAGCGGACCAGAGAGGCAACCGCCCCGCUUGCAGUGCCUUCUCGCCCAGUCUAGCAGAAAGCUACAGACCAUGGCAGAACCACCAGUAGACGAUGAAGGGGAGGAUGCUGCUCAAGGUCAAGCCAAGCACGAGCCGUCUCAACAGGCUACUGUGGCAGCCAAGAAUCUAGCCAUCCUGAAGGCCCGUUCCUUUGAUGUCACCUUUGAGGUGGGAGAGGAAUAUGAGGUCAUUGAGACCAUCGGCACUGGUGCAUAUGGUGUGGUGAGCUCGGCACGCCGCAAACAUACAGGCCAGCAGGUGGCGAUCAAGAAAAUCCCCAAUGCCUUCGACGUGGUGAUGAACGCCAAGCGCACCUUGCGUGAGCUGAAGAUCCUUAAGCAUUUCAAGCACGACAACAUCAUUGCCAUCAAGGACAUACUGAAGCCCUCUGUGCCUUAUGCAGAAUUCAAAUCGGUGUAUGUGGUCCUGGAUCUGAUGGAGAGUGACCUGCACCAGAUUAUCCAUUCCUCGCAGGCCCUCACCUUGGAGCACGUCCGCUACUUCCUUUACCAGCUCCUCCGAGGUCUCAAGUACAUCCACUCGGCCAACGUCAUCCACCGGGACCUCAAGCCCAGCAACCUCCUGAUCAACGAGAACUGUGAGCUGAAGAUCGGGGACUUUGGCAUGGCCCGAGGCCUCUGCACCAAGCCUGACGAGUACAAAUACUUCAUGACGGAGUACGUGGCCACCCGCUGGUACCGAGCCCCCGAGCUCAUGCUCUCCCUCCACGAGUACACCCAGGCCAUCGAUAUGUGGUCGGUGGGGUGCAUUUUUGCCGAGAUGCUUGGGCGGAAACAGCUCUUUCCGGGGAAGAACUAUAUCCACCAGCUGCAGCUCAUCAUCACUGUUUUGGGCACCCCACCCGCCAAAGUGGUCCACUCCAUCGGGGCCGACCGGGUUCGGGCCUACAUCCAGAGCUUGCCGUCGCGCCAGCCGGUGCCAUGGGAGAACCUCUACCAGAAUGCCGACCAGAAAGCCUUGGCGUUGCUUUCCAAGAUGCUGCGCUUUGAUCCACGGGAGCGCCUUUCGGUGGUGGAGGCCCUGAACCACCCCUUCCUGGCGAAGUACCACGAUCCGGAUGACGAGCCCGACUGUAUCCCAGCCUUCGAUUUCGACUUCGAUAAACAAGUGCUCACCAAGGAGCAGAUCAAGGAAGCCAUUGUGGCCGAAAUCAACGAUUUCCACGAGCGCCGGGAGGGCAUCCGGCGCCAGAUCAGCUUCAAGCCGGCCUUGCGGCCUGCUGUCGUCGGGGGUUACCCGGAUGAGGAUAGGCAGACCGCACUUCUCCGCUGCCAGGAUGUGGACAUGCCCAGCGCUGGCUCCCCUCGGGUGGGUGACGGCGACUUUGCGAUGGCCUCUCCUGGGCCGUAUCCGCUGACAGAGACCAUAGACCUUACCUCUCCCCUCGUAACCGAGCCUGUUCUGCAGCCUGAGGUGAAGGCGGAGGCCGAGGCCCCUGCGGCUCCACCAAAACGAGAGGGAGCCAUUUCGGAUGACACGAAGGCCGCCCUCAAGGCAGUCAUCUUGAAAUCCGCUCUCCGGAAUAAGAACAAAGACACAGCUUCCUCCGUCCUGGAGAUCCCCGAUAUCCGGAGGCCGAUCACGGCGAAGGAGCGCCAGCGGGAGAGGGAGGAGAAACGCAAGCGCCGCCAAGAGCGGGCCAAGGAGCGCGAAAAGCAGAAGAAGGAGAAAGAAAAGGAACGCAAGGACAUGUUGACGGAGAACGACCGGAACCUUCUGGAAAGGUGGACUAAAAUGGUGGACCGGACCCAGAACAAGCCCGCCCAGAAUGGGUCAACAGGCCUGCCGCAGACGACCGCGGCGGGCCAGAGCCUGCCUCAGGCUCCUCCUGCCAACCCCUUGCCACCUCGGGGGCCCCCUGCCCGGCGCAUUCCGCUUACCCCUUCGGGUAACACUCCUGCCCCAGCCGACUUCCUCACUUUCUCAGACAAAGCAGUGCCUACAAUGGCUCCUAAGCUCACUCUCGUCCCUGUGGGUCCAGAACUGGGUGCGGUCCAGGCUUCCAACGCCAACGUGGUCCAUUUCUUCCCGGCGCAGACCGCCCCGUUCUUGGUCGCUGCUCCGGCUUGCCCGAAAACCAUCCCCGCCAAGCCGGAGUGUCUCCUGAGUGUCAAAUACACCCCUGGACAGAUUUUCCAAGCCCCUUAUGGCGUCACGGCCCUGAACACGUGGAACAGCGUCCCCCAGCCAGAGAACUGGGCGGUGGCUGGGCAGCUGCCAGCGACUCGGGCCGAGAUGGCCCCGUCCAGCGGCGCAUUGCUGGAAGAGGCUGCGAGUUUUGGCGCGUCAGCUAGCGUGGAGCAACCUCUGUUUCUGGCAGAGAUGGGCAAGCCUGACCUGCCGUUGCCGUCCCAGGGUUUGGUUCAAGAGGACGCGAGAGCCCCCGACCAGCAGCCAACAGCCCCAGGACUGCCUUCAGAGUCUCCGGAUAUCAAUGUGGUGACACAGCAGUUGUCAAAAUCCCAGGUGGAAGAUCUCCUGCCGCCUGUCUUCUCUGGCACUCCGAAAGGCAGUGGUGCUGGUUAUGGAGUUGGGUUUGACCUGGAAGAAUUUCUGAAUCAGUCUUUUGACAUGGUGGGAGAGAACAGAGAGAGUCAAGGCGAUUCCGCCCCGCUGUCGGCCUCCCUUCUGGCUGACUGGCUAGAGGUCCAUCGCAUGAACCCGGCCGACAUGGAGUCCCUCCAGCAGGAGCUGCAGCUCGGCUCUCCCAUGAUCCUCUCUGAUAUUCCGGACCUGCAGGAUGCCUGAACAGCUGGGAUCCCGUCUGCCGUUUUCUUCCACUCUUGACGAAUUUUUAGCUGGAUGUGGGAAAAGAAAAAAAAAAGCAAGCAAGCAAGCAAGAAAAGAAGGGGCGAGCCCAUUUGUGGUGGCCUUGUUUGCCUUUCUAACUCCUCCGGCUGGGAACGUCACCGUAGUGCCUGUGACUUUUCUUUCCAAGCAGAAACUGAAUUGGGCUGGUGUUCGAACAAAGCGCUUUAACCAGAAAGGUCUGAGGCAGUUUUGGUACACCCACGUCAUCUGGCGUGUGGGUACAUGAUAGGAAGAAGGAGUGCAAGCUCUUCCUGCAGGGACUUCAAUCACAGCACAGCGCUGUGUUGCAUGUGUUGUGUGCUGUCGAUUGCCUUGGAAACAGGUGCCAAGUAAACUCCUUCCUGACCCCUCACUGUGUCUUCCUCACCUCACAGCCUGAAGGAGGGAAUAUUGCUUUCACACUUCAGAUAUUGAGACCUGUGUGUUUUUGUUUGUGUGUGUAUGUAUAGGGAGGGGAGCAGGCGUUUGGAUAAACGAAGGAACACUUGAGUAGAAAAUAAAUUGUAAUCUUCAUGAAAUAGCUGGAUGGUAAACUGAGUUUCAAACCCAUUCUGGACUACAGCUCCCAGAGUUCCCUGGGGGAGUUUGACUACUGCAGUCCAGAAGGUCUUGUUUACAAUCUCUGAUAGACAAGGUUGCCUUAUGGGGGAUAAAAGAACCUGCCAUAUUUUUUCGUGUAUAAGACUAUACUUUUGUCUAAAAUAUUUAGACUAAAA
Molecule: messenger RNA, 3629 nt
Organism: Pogona vitticeps (central bearded dragon)
Lineage: Eukaryota; Metazoa; Chordata; Lepidosauria; Squamata; Agamidae
Gene: MAPK7
Product: mitogen-activated protein kinase 7
Biological process (GO): protein phosphorylation
Molecular function (GO): ATP binding; MAP kinase activity
Source: RefSeq, a predicted model, not a curated record